Messenger RNA from Lotus japonicus, 2539 nucleotides. Its product is annotated as choline transporter protein 1. The coding region runs from base 188 to 2290 and encodes 700 amino acids. Gene Ontology annotation, cellular component: membrane. The transcript is spliced from 10 exons. Lineage: Eukaryota; Viridiplantae; Streptophyta; Magnoliopsida; Fabales; Fabaceae. The record is from RefSeq and is a predicted model, not a curated record. Gene Ontology annotation, molecular function: transmembrane transporter activity. Gene Ontology annotation, biological process: transmembrane transport.
UAUUUGUUUCACACUGGUUUUCACUCUCCCCUAGCUAACACAACAACUAGCUUCUCCUCCACCACCACUCUGCUCUACCCCUUCUUCCUUUUCCUCUUUCUGCAUCUCUUCUUCUACCCUCUGAAUGCUAAAUUGAAGCCAAGUUUGUCACUUGGUGUAGAAACACUUUCAAAAUACUAUCUUCAAAAUGAGGGGUUCUUUAGGUGCAGUAAUAGGUGGAAGAUACCCAUCAAGUGAUGGAGUUACCCAAAUGGGUGGAAUCAUAAGGCAUGACAGGAAAUGCAGAGACAUCAUUGUUCUUGUGAUCUUUAUAGCUUUUUGGAUUGCAAUGAUUGUUAACUCCAGCUUUGGUUUCAACCAAGGAAACCCACUAAGGCUUACUUAUGGGCUUGACUACAAAGGGAAUGUGUGUGGGGACAAGCAUGCGCACCCUGGUCUUCGUAAAUUGGAGCUUAGAUAUUGGCAAAACCCUAAUCAGGUUUAUCAGAGUGGAUUGAAGGAUAGCCAAUUUAAGCUUUCUGAUGCCCGCAGUAUAUGCUUAUCGGACUGCCCUGUGCCUGCGGAUGAUUCUCUUAACUGGGUGUGUGAUUAUCCUGAAGGAGAUAUUCGUCUUUCGAUGGAAGAUUGGAUUAAAAGGAACUAUGAUUAUUAUGAGUUCCUUACACCAGAAAUGAGAAACUCCUCUCUUAAACUUCAGGGCCCAUGUUACCCUGUCAUAUUUCCGAGUGUAAAUGUUUACUGGAGUUGCCAAUUUAUUGCUCGAGCAUCAAAUGCGUCUCUAAAUCACUGGCAGCUGAUGGGUGGAGAUAACAUCAAUAAAGACAUUCUUAUUGAUAAGUCCAUUCACAAGGCUAUUAAUUCUCGGUCGGCUGUCUUAAAGAGGUACAUGGCUGACAUAGGAAAGGCGUGGCCUGUUCUGAUUGUUUGUGGAGGGAUUUUACCUCUUUUCCUGUCUGUGAUUUGGUUGAUGAUGAUUCGGCAUUUUGUCGCUGCAAUGCCAUGGAUAACAGUCGUGCUCUUUAAUGUUCUAAUGAUAUCAGUUACAAUGUUCUACUAUCUAAAAGCUGGAUGGAUCGGAAAUGAUGCUAUUUCUCCCAUCAUUGGGGAGCAUGACCCUUAUAUUAAUGUAUUCGGGAGAGAGCUGAGUCAUCUACGUGUUGUCACUGUACUGAUGACCUUUAUCACAGUUGUUGCCAUUCUUACUUCAAUUGCUAUUGUUCGACGCAUCCUUAUGGCAACAUCUGUCCUGAAGGUUGCUGCAAAAGUGAUAGGAGAAGUUCAAGCACUCAUUAUUUUCCCACUCAUACCUUAUGGUAUCCUUGCUGUGUUUUACAUGUUCUGGAUUUCAGCUGCUCUCCAUUUGUUCAGCUCUGGCCAGAUUGUUCAGAAUGACUGCAACUCUAACUGUUGCACAUAUGAUCUCAUGGCAAAACGGGUGAAUUGUGAUCGUUGCUGUGGAUAUAGCAUUAAAUACACACCUCAUAUCGGAGUUUCCAUCCUUUUCCACUUAUUUGGGGGCUAUUGGGCUACACAAUUUUUCAUAGCAUCCUCCUCAACAGUGAUUGCUGGAUCUGUUGCCUGUUAUUACUGGGCUCAUGGUGAAACAUCGCCAGAAGUUCCAUUUCUUUCAGUCUUUUCCUCUAUGAAGAGACUUAUGCGUUACAGUCUUGGAUCUGUGGCCCUUGGUUCUCUGAUUGUGUCAUUUGUAGAAUCAAUCCGCUUUCUGCUUGAAUCUAUGCGUCGCAAACUAAAAGUCUCUAGUCAUGGGUAUGGGAGUUGGAUAGGCAAUGCUCUAUACCAAUCAUCUCAAUGUUUUCUCAGGUGUAUUGAGUGGACCAUCAAAUCAGUAAACCGAAAUGCUUACAUCAUGAUUGCUAUAACGGGCAAAAGUUUCUGCAGUGCUUCUUCUAUUGCAACAGAAUUGAUCAUGAAUAACAUUUUAAAGAUAGGGCGCCUUAAUGUAAUUGGAGAUAUCAUUUUGUUCCUUGGAAAAUUAUGUGUAAGCCUCUCGAGCGCGGUGUUUGCGUUCCUCAUGUUGGACACACACAAGUACAGUUCAGACCAUAACAAGACCUCAUCUCCACUCUUUCCUGUUGUGAUGUGCUGGGCUCUUGGAUACAUUGUUGCAACUCUCUUCUUUGCAGUUGUGGAGAUGUCAAUUGACACCAUCGUUCUCUCAUACUGCCAGGAUUCUGAAGAACACCAAGGGACAGCUCAAUAUGCUCCACCCCUUCUCAUCGAGACUCUUAGUGACCAAAAUGAAAUGCAGAGACUUACACAAGGACCCUAAUGAGAAGUGUCCCAUGUAUAAUUUUGGGUGAUGUUGGCAAGAUUUAGAUUUUUGUUUAGGUGCUUAUUUUUGCCUCCAUAGCUCUGUUAUUACUUCCCCUUGUAUAUAUGUUUAUGCACAAACAAGGGUGGGGACUGUAGGGUGUCCUUUUGCCGAAUGGGAUAUGUAGCCAAUUGCCAGGGGCACAAAUAGAAACAUCUAUUACCCUUUUCCUAUAUAAUUAUAACUUACUCAAAAGUACUUCUUCUA